GGACACGCGAGACAAACUCAAACUUCACAGUUUCACUCGGUUUCACUAAAGUCAACAGGAAAGUCAAAAUCCUGCCAACACAGCGGGUAAAUUAAUGUGAGACAAGAUGGAGACUGCACUGAAGUCAGGACGAGAGAAACCUGUCAGAGGGUCAGCAGGGGAGGACGGAGAGCCAAUCAAGAUGGAGGAGACGCCGAGGGGAUCAGAUACACUCUCUCUGAAGGAGGAGUCAGACUCUCUGAGUCCUGAGUCCUACAGGGUCCACUCCCCCAAAGAGACCCUCCUGUUGAACCUCGCAGAAAACUUCCAGAGUCAGUUUACUCACCUGUACCCUGAACGCAACGCUCUACUGCUGAGCCCGCUCAACGAGUGUGGAGUCAAGAAGUUUGUUUCUACGACUCUUCGGCCGACACCAAUAAACCACCCGGAGUUUUUCACCUGGGACGGCUGUGCCAGUUUAGUGUCUGACUUCCUGUCCCUGGUCCCUUUGGAUCCUCCUGAAGACCUGCCCAGGACUCUCUUCUCCUCCACCUCGGUGCUGCAGAGUCAGAGAGCCACAUGUUUUGAGUUUGCCUCCCUGCUGUGCAGCCUGCUGCUCGGCGCCCACUACGACGCCUACUGUGUCAGCGGCUACGCUGUCAGAGAGAUGUGUCUGCAGGACCAGAGUCUGCAGGAGUGCCCCCUGCUGGACAAACAGGUGGAGAGUGUGACGUCAGAGCAGGAGCCACAGGACAACAAAUACACACCCAAACCACAGAGGGAGCUGAAGAGUCUUUUUUUGAUGCAGCAAGAGAAGAAGAAACAGGACACUGAAGCGGCGCUGCUUCAGAAACAGAAAGUUCUGGAGCAGAGUGAGCAGCGACCCCCUGACCCCCUGAGGGGCCUGCGCAGACACUGCUGGGUGCUCGUGCUCUCAGGGAGCCUCAGCGUACAGGAAAACUUCUUCAUCGACCCUCUGACAGGAAACAGAUACCCUACUGACCACGACCACUUCCUGGGCAUCGACAGCGUGUGGAACAACCUCAACUACUACGCCAACAUGCAGGACUGCAGCAACGGCUGUGCUAAUAUGGUGUAUGACCUGGAAGAUGUAAACCUGUGGGAGCCACUUUUGUUUGGUGCGACCAGUAAGAAGCAGCUGAUUCUGGAAGUGUUGAAAAGGAAGGAGAACAAGAUGAUGAAGAAUAUUAUUGAAGAUGAGAAGGUGGAGCAGGAGAAGCCCAGAGUUUUUGAGAUGCCCAGAUCCUGGGUCAGUUGCAUCACAAUCUCUAAAAAAGACUUGGAGAACCGCUGGCCAGAAAAGAAGAAGGUGACCCUCUACAGGAAAGCAAAGCUCGAGAGGUUUGCAGAGUACUUGAGGAUAGACGGCCUGGUCACAAUGCUGACUACAUACAAAGACCUGGACUGUACUGAGGUCGUCAGAGUGAAGGAGUGGUAUCAACACAGGAAGGACCACCUGGAGGAGAGGGAGGUCAACAAGGUCAACAAUGUCACCACAGAACGCUUCAAACACGGGAGACGUUUCCAUCUUCUAUUUCACAGGUACACAGACAGCAAGAAUGACAUGGUGUUCAACAGAGCUGCUCGUGUGGAUGAUCUGGUGCGGAGGGUGGAGUCAGCUGGUGAGAUGACGGAGUUCUUCGAGGGCAGGAACAACCUCCUGUACUACCGCCAUGCUGUUUUUGAUCGACAUGUCCAGUUUUCAAAACCUGAUGUGUUUGCUGAUCAGGAGAACCGAUGGCUGAAGAAAGUGGUGGAGCGCUUCCAUCGUAACUCAUCUAAACCUGCCAAUGAGGACGUGGCCGAGCGAGUGUUCCUAUUGGCUGAGAGACGUAUAGAGUUGACCUAUCACGUAGAGGAGAACCGAGUCAUCGCUUCAACGAGGAGCUUCAUCAAACCACGAGAGUCGACCGAGAAGGAGAAGGCCGAGGACUUCACACCUCACAUGGUCUCCAGCUUCCAGGUGGAUUCGUCUGAGGAGACUCUGAACACCCUGGCUCUGUUUGAUCUGCUGACGGCUCUGAUGAGGGACGAGGAGGAGGCGGUUCUACAGAUCAUCCAGUCCUUGAAGGAGAUGAGGGACAUCACGGCGUGCAGAAAAGAGGAGCAGGACAGCGUUGAGCUUCACCUCUCACCGUGGACGACCAUGGGAGCUGAGAGAGCGCGCAGCCAGAGGCAGGAAAUGGAGCGCGUGGCUGCAGACGAGCAGCUCUGGCUGCAGCAGAAGAAACACGACAUCCUGGCUCCCUUCAUGAUCAAACUGAACAACCCAAAGACUCUGAGCCAUCAGGACGCCCUGCAGGUCCACCACCACUGUUUAACCCAGUUCACACAGAGACUGGUGGAGCAGGCCAACCUCAUCCAGGAGCGCUACGACAAGGAGACCCAGGAGCUGCAGAGGAAGCAGCAGUGGUUCCAGAAGAACCAGCUCACCAUGACGGAUCCACAGAGAGACCAGUACCAGACUUACUGCUCCGAGAAAACCCUGAGAAUACAAGUGACCAAGACCCGGCUCAGGAUGUACGGGCUGACACAAACACACACACACACACACACACACACACACACUGAAACACACACACUGAAACACACACACACACACACACACACACACACACACACAGACACACAGACACACACACACACACACAGACACACACACACACACACACACUGAAACACACACACUGAAACACACACACACACAGACACACACACACACACACACACACAGAGACACACAGACACACACACACACACACACACACACACACUGAAACACACACACUGAAACACACACACACACACACACACACACACACACACACACACACACAGACACA
This is a messenger RNA of Labrus mixtus (cuckoo wrasse), 2843 nucleotides long. RefSeq names its product dynein regulatory complex subunit 7-like. Gene Ontology annotation, biological process: flagellated sperm motility. The coding region runs from base 107 to 2677 and encodes 856 amino acids. NCBI's taxonomy places the organism in Eukaryota, Metazoa, Chordata, Actinopteri, Labriformes, Labridae. The record is from RefSeq and is a predicted model, not a curated record. The transcript is spliced from 17 exons. Gene Ontology annotation, cellular component: motile cilium.